Messenger RNA from Dicrocoelium dendriticum, 2253 nucleotides. The record is from the annotation of a GenBank genome assembly. Lineage: Eukaryota; Metazoa; Platyhelminthes; Trematoda; Plagiorchiida; Dicrocoeliidae.
GCCGUCUCUUUCACGUAUCCACAACAUGUUUCGUGAUCUGGCUCAGCUUCGAGCUUCUUUUAUAUCUGCUUGGAGCAUCCGCAGCAAUUGGCGCUCAUCGUCUUCGACAAAUCAGAUGAUGCUGUCACGCGAUCCCUGUGCAUGCCCUAUUUCCUCCCUUCAUACAUGCGUCUCUGUCUUCGGGACAUCCAAAAUUGGUGAAAUGCUCAGACUAUGCUACAUGCGAGGUAUGCCGAAGCCCCCACCUUCAAGCAUCUACAAACUUUAUUGCGCAAAGCAACUAAAGGCUGGCUUAAAGAUGGCUGAUGUUGCUAUCAUGUGGAAAACUAAAGUCACAGAAGCCGAGAAAGAAGUGAGUUCCUCCCCCUCUCCCCACAUGCAUAAUCUGCAUUUUUGGAUUCCUUUUCUCGUUCUUCUUUCGGAACUAGACGCGCAUUUGUACACUGUGCGUUCAAUUACUACCGACUGACAGGUGUAUCGCGCUGAUAGAACUCCUGUCACUACACUGUGAUACUCGACUCCCUUAGCACGGCGCGCUUUGUGUCACAAAAGUUGAUUAAUUUGAUAGUGGGUUCCAACCGCUACUGGCAAUCCAAUGCUAUGAGUGAGUCUCCGGACAAAUAUAUAACUUUAUGAGUCAUUGUUAUUCUGGGCCGUUACACUUUUACAAACAAUACUGAACCUAUGUGGCUCCGGUAGAGAACUUGUGCAGAUCAAUCCUGAGUAGUCCUGGAAAGUGCAGCUGUGCCACCUAUGUGCGCGCGGCAGCCGGUGUCCGCAACACUGAGGACACGUAUCAAAUACAUUUUCCUUCCUUUCACAAAAACCGACUUUGUCGUGUAACGUUUCCCGACAUGCUUGUCUCAUAGUCCAUUUUCGUUAUGGUUACCAAGGCCGCACCGGACUACUCUGAUUGGCUGUCCAAAGAACCCUGUCCGCUGUGAUCGGUCUAUUAAAAAUUCAAGGUUGCAGUUACCGGUUUAAUGGCGGCCAGACGCGACAACUACGGGACGCAGAUUAACGAUAUUUAUGUGUUCUUAGUGAUCUUGAAAGUUCUCUGUUCUCUUAUAUUCUUUACUUCCCAACAAUGCUAUUCGAUUGUCCGAGAACAUUCUUUUACUCAAACAAGUGAUUAUUCUACUUGAUUUUUGGGGAAGGGUUGAAAUUUGGUCCAUGUGGGACUCAGUAAUCUUUUCCUUAGGAGGUGCUCCUCCCAACAAUUCCCCGUUUGUAGUACACUCUCUGGGCUUGACCUGGUGCGGCGUGAUGGGCUUGCCAAUGAUCCGUCCAUCUUCCCGUCCGACAGUCAGGUGCAAGAGAGUUUGGUGAGCUGAUAGACUUAUCUUACUGAACAGCCUUUGUCGUUGAUAGUUUGAACUUGUCCAGAAAUAUUUCAAGAAGGAUGGUUAGGGCAUCUUUUGUCGAAUAAGAUGUAGCUUCUGAGUUGAUUGAUGUGGCGAACCCAUAUGUCAUCGCCUACGGCCACUUCAUAGCAGAUGUGGCUUUAUCUUUUUUAACCAAUUCAUGUGUCCAAGAAAUCGUGUUGUUCAGAUAAUCUUUUGCCAUCACCUGUCCAGUAUCGAAAUGUCGCGGAAUACCAUGAUAUCUUCCGUUGUAUGGGUGCUCCAUUAUUCAAUUUUUUCAGUUGUGUCUAUCAAGCGGCCUUAUUAGAUCAAAUUUCGUUCGUGGCCUUCUGAGUACAAGCGGUUCUGCUGGAGAUUUUCCGUCAGGCGUCUGUGGACUAGACGUAAUCCUGUAUGUUAGCAGAAAAGUCUAUAACCUCUUGAACUGGUCCGUCUCCACGUGAACUGGAUGAUAAGGGGGUGAGCGCACUUGCUCCAUGCCGUGUAAUGCACAGAAUUCAUCACUGUGAAGAGAUACACUGAGGCACAUUAUCGGAUCCCAGUGUUCCCAGAAAACCGAAACGAUCUCGAGGUGUUCUACAUUUGAAAGAUAUCUUGCUGUAUGCUUCGAUGAUAAGUAAGAAGUUCCGUCCUUUGAUUGGCCCUGCAAAAUCAUGGUUAACACUUGACCAUGGUUUCGUAUGCGUCAGCCAGAAGAAUAGUUCACAUUUCCGCGCUGAUUUCGCUGCUGGAGCACACUUUGAACUCUAACGUGUUAGCUCCACAAUUUGCAAAUUCAUGAACGGCCAGCGCACGUCACUUCUCGCUGGAGCCGGGAUGUCAUCAUCAUCAUCAUCAUUAUACACGUUAGCUAGAGGUGAGAAACACCUCAGCUACUGUGCCGCAAUAC